CAGCUGCCUCACGGGAUGAACUCUGACCCGGAAGCACCUUUCACAAUCGGCACCUAACAACACGGAUGUGCCGUUAGCAUCUCUGCUAGCUGCUAACCAAGUCGGGGGAAGUUGCAAUAUUACCACCUGAACACUGAAUCCCGACGAAGCUCCCGAGGAUCAACGUGUCCGGUGUUUGUGCGUCUGUGACGUUUAAACGGCACCGGGUAUCACCGACGCUAAGUUAGCUUAGCAUUAGCUGACGCUAACCGAGGCCAGAGGGCUGCAGCGUCUUGUGUUUUCGCCAACGUGGAUGUUUGGUAUAUGAAUGUGGUUUAACCAGCAUGUUAACUUCACCCGAGCAGCACGUGUUCACUGUGUAGCUGGAGGUUUCGUGGUUUAGCUCGGCAGGAGAUUAGCCCACGAGAAAAAAAGGAGCUAGCAGUCAUGGACGAUUUCAGCUCGAUCAGCCUGUUGUCUCUGGCCAUGUUGGUGGGAUGUUACGUGGCCGGGACGAUACCUCUGGCUGUCAACUUCUCAGAGGAGAAGCUGAAGCUGAUCACGGUGCUGGGAGCGGGGCUCCUCUGUGGGACUGCCCUGGCUGUGAUCAUCCCUGAGGGGGUCCACGCACUUUAUGAAGAGAUCCUUGAAAGUGGGCAUCACAGCCCCGGCCAGGUCGGGGGUGUGGAGGUGUCCGACUCCAAGGUGAAAGCAGAAGCCGGCCUCGUCAUUGAGAAACACGAACACAGUCACGAGCAGCUCCACGCCUGCAUCGGCGUGUCUCUGGUUCUGGGCUUCGUCUUCAUGCUGCUGGUGGAUCAGAUCGGCAGCUCUCAUGUGCACAACACCGCUGAAGAUCCAGAGUCAGCGAGAGCCGCCUCCUCAAAAAUCACCACCACCCUGGGUCUGGUGGUCCACGCUGCAGCUGACGGCGUGGCGCUCGGAGCUGCGGCCUCGACCUCUCAGACCAGCGUUCAGCUCAUUGUGUUUGUGGCUAUCAUGCUGCAUAAGGCUCCAGCAGCGUUUGGUCUGGUGUCUUUCCUGAUGCAUGCUGGUCUUGAGAGGAACCGCAUCCGCAGACAUCUCCUGGUCUUCGCCCUGGCGGCGCCUGUCCUCGCCAUGAUCACAUUCUUAGGCCUCAGUCAGAGCAGCAAAGAGGCCCUGUCAGACAUCAACGCCACCGGUGUGGCCAUGCUCUUCUCCGCCGGCACCUUCCUGUACGUAGCCACCGUCCACGUCCUCCCUGAGGUGGGGGGCGGCGGCCACAGCCACGCUGCCGCCGGAGGGAACGGAGGGAAAGGAUUGAGCAAGGUGGAGGUGGGAGCUCUGGUGCUGGGCUGCCUCAUUCCACUGGUGCUGUCUGUGGGGCACCACCACUAGAACCCGGCUCAGGAUGGGUUACAGACGGGUGAACAGGGAACGAAGCUGAAACAGAGACUUCAAACUUUGUGGAUAUAAAUGUCUUAUUGCUUGUCGGCUGAUGGACCUCGUGGACCAGGCUCGUUUCGGGCACAUCUCAUGACUCAAAACUGGGGUUGACAGGGGGAGUGAGUGACGUUCGGGAAGUAAGAGGUGAAGGAAAACGACGCCACACAACAUGGUGGUUUUCUCCUGACACCCACCACAGAUCCUGGUACAGCUGCUGUAUGUGUUGAUCCUUUCCUGACGGAGGCCACCGGACGGUUCGCUCAGUUUAUUCACAUCACUGUGGAGUUUUCAGUGUUGCUUUAUCGUUGCUUGUCCAAAGUCAAAGAAUCAACCCUGAUUUCGAUUCCGUGAUGUUUUGCUCGACGGCUGUUGCACAGUGAGAUUAAGAUCAAGCUCGUGAUGCUGAGAACGUUUUUUUAAAUUGUGUGUAAUUGUACAGCUCUCUUAAAGUACAGAAUCAUUUGAACUGAUUUUCAAGUGCCAUAAUUGCAAGUUUGAAACAGACCCCUGAUGAAACGGCGCUGUACAGACUUUACAGUUUGUAAAUGGAUAUUGUUGUGAUGGACACUUGUGUGUUUUCUACAAAUGAACACGUUCAGAUUCAUGGUCCAACUUCAGCGUCACAACAACAUCUGUCACUCGUUAUUUGACCUGAUAACUUUCUGGAUGUGUUCAUUUCUGUUCUGUUUAACUUGGAGGUGAAUCAUAAAAGGUCGUUAGGAAAACUCUGUAUUGAAAAGAGACUGUUGUUUAUUUGAAGGUGGGUGGGUGGGGGGGUGAUUACAGCAGGUGAAGGUUCCUCAAGGUCUUUAACUCACUGAACUCGUGUAGGGACCAUCGGCUCAGGAGGACACACGUAUAUAGAUUUUUUGGGAAAACUUAUUUAGUUUGCUCCUCGAGGAUUUAUUAAUUAUACCUGAGCAAUAAUUGUACAAACUAAAAGUCACCUUUUCCUCCGGAGUGCAGCCGAGUCUGAAAUGGGCACAGAGCAGUUUGUUAUGUGAUUGAAAUACCAAGACCCACCUGCUCCAGUAAAACGUUUAACAGUUGAUGCAUUAAAGCGUCAGCAGGAUUCUCCCUCUUGUGUCAGGACUCAAAGCAGCGCUCAUGUGUUUGUAUAUGUACGUUAUUCACAGCAACUUCUUCCUUCUACAACUAUCAUCGUCUCCUGUGUGAGAUGGAACUGCUUAUAAUUUAAUUUUUUAUUUUAUGUUGACAGGGAGGAACUCUGCAGUACAGACACAGAAGGUGACAGACACUAUCUCUGUUAAAUGUAUAUAUUUAAAGAUCUUACACUCGACUUGUCCCUUAAUUCUGAACUUCUACGACGAGAGGAAACUCACCGCGGCGGUUUAGCUUCCCGGCGUGAUAGAGAGAGAGAAGGUGGCGAGUCGCCUGCCGACCAGCAGCUGCAUGACUGUUUUAUUUUUUAUGAAAUACAAAAGGGAGGAAAAAAUAACGUUGGCCGACAUCAUGAGUGUGCAACUUCAUCUGAAGCCCUGCUGAGAUUUCAUGGUUUUCAAUUCCUUAUGUUAAUUCAGGAUUCACUGGUGUGUUGUGAGUCCAAGAAACCAAAAUAUAAUCAUGUGACAUUCAGUUAAUGUGGUGGAGACGUAACAAAACCAGAAAAUCCUCACAUUUCACAAACUGGAACCCUUGAAAUUCUUUUUACAAGAAACUAACGAUUAUAUUCCCUGCUCGUGUGUGUGUGUGUGUGUGUGAUGCAUCGUUUAUCAAACGUCUGGAAACUAAUACGAAAGUAUUUCACUAAAUAUUCAGACUUAAUAAACAGCAACUAAAGUUAAAGCUCGUUUAUUGAGAGUUUAACAUUAAUAAAACUCAGCUCAUCAUCAGGACUGCGGCUGCAGGAUGAUCACGUUUGACAAACCACAGUUUAAAGGUUAAUUCACGUUGGGUCACAUUUUCAGGAAGAAGCUGAAGGAACGAUGGAUAAACUGCUUCUAAAAGUUUAACAGUGAUGUGUAGUAAAAUGAAAAUGUAGUUUGUGAAGUUAUCAGAGGGGAACCACAGUGAGGUGGGAAUAUUUAAAUACUGCUCCGGUUAAUUGUCUCUGGCAAAAGCGAGGAUUUAUAUCACUUAUCACACUAAAUACAUAAAAACCUGUUUGAUUAUCUGUAUCACCAAGCUAGAGAGAAGUCGAUGUUUAGGACAAACAAGGUUUUAGGACAGAGACAGUUUGUUUAAUUGUGUUUUUGAACAUGUUUAAGGGUUUUUUUAUUGAGUGAAUUUAAAGAUGUAAAAAUAGUGGGAUUUGAUUGGCCGUCAGCACCUGCCCUUUCAAAGUAAAAUUAUGUAAACGUGAAAAAUCUAAUGAAAUAAACAAGAAAAUUCUCUAAUGUUUAAUCAGGUCAAAUAUUUUUAAACUGAUGCAGUUAUUAGUUUAUUUAUUAGAUGUUUUGCUCAUAUAUUGAAAUAUUUAAAAUUCACUUUGUUCAUGUUUCAUGUCUCAUCACACAUCUCGAUAAACAACUGUAAAAUAUCUGCAGGUGAACUUUUAACACGACUCUUACGAACAGGAGGAGAUGACGUCACAUGUUGAAUCCAGAGAGUUUUGGGAUCAGGUUAAUAUUUGGAAUUGUUUCUGUUGGCGUUUCUUUCUUUUAUUUUUCUUUCAUUUUCUGCCAUUCCAGAAUGAGUCUGCCUUAUUUCCAUAUUUCUGAUUGUGAAAAUCAGUUGUAAAGCAAAGUGUUUUAUGACAAUAAAAUUAAAGGUUUUUUAAACUGGU
This is a messenger RNA of Hippoglossus stenolepis (Pacific halibut), 4153 nucleotides long. It is a transcript of the gene slc39a9, whose product is annotated as solute carrier family 39 member 9. Gene Ontology annotation, molecular function: metal ion transmembrane transporter activity. NCBI's taxonomy places the organism in Eukaryota, Metazoa, Chordata, Actinopteri, Pleuronectiformes, Pleuronectidae. The transcript is spliced from 7 exons. Gene Ontology annotation, biological process: transmembrane transport; zinc ion transport. Bases 427 to 1359 code for a protein of 310 amino acids. The record is from RefSeq and is a predicted model, not a curated record. Gene Ontology annotation, cellular component: membrane.